Molecule: messenger RNA, 1955 nt
Organism: Seriola dumerili (greater amberjack)
Lineage: Eukaryota; Metazoa; Chordata; Actinopteri; Carangiformes; Carangidae
Exons: 3
Coding region: 432-1955 (507 amino acids)
Source: RefSeq, a predicted model, not a curated record
AACGCCAGAUACGAGCGCGAGUCUGUUUUACGACAGUCUCAUCCUUGUUGUUGCCAUGGUAUCAGUUAAACAGCCAUUCACGCAGUCCAUUGUAAGGGGGCUGACGGUAACAUUUGGGAAUAUUUUGUUAUUAAAUUAUCAUUUGUUUCGGGAGGUGUUGACAUUGUAUCGCUGGCAUGACAUGUCGUAAAUAACAGUUCUGCGGUUGGUGCGAUGAUUGGCCAUUGUGAGCCGCCAUCUUUUGCAUUUUAAAACCCAUUUUCUAAACAGACCCGUCUCUUCUGUACAAGGUGAUAAUGACUGAGCUAUAAUCGUCGUAUAGCACCCAACUUGACUACGGUUUGGUAUCCAUCCGCUUUGUUUACAUGGCCAAAAAUUAACACUUGCUGCGCUCGCUGCAUUGAAUUUAUUAGCUACUACUCUAACAGCUGAUGGAGCUAGCAGCUAACAUUAUGAACACAGACCAGAAGGAUCCUCUUGAUCAUUUUGAUUUGUUUGGUUCCGAUAUGACAACUAAAGAGGAGAUCAUUCUGAAAGAAGAGGAAGAGUCACAAGAAGAGGAAGAGUGUGAGGUAAAUACCACUGACAUUUUUAGGCAUGCGAUGGUAUCAGACUUGGAGCUUGAUGAACUUGAAGACAGCAGGACUGAAAUAAGCAAGGUUACUAAGAAGCAGACGACAUGGGCUGUUAACUGCUUCACAGGCUGGUUGGAGUCUCAGGGGCUCCAAGUGGACCUGACUACAGUGGAGAAGACUGAGCUCAACAGGCUGCUGAGACACUUUUAUGGAUCAGUACGCAACAGCAAAGGAGAGCUGUAUGGGAUUGCCAGUUACAUUGCACUGAGAGCUGGGCUUAACCGUUACUUCAAAGAGCCUCUUGUCGGCCGUCCUGUGUGCUUAAUGAGAGAUGCUGAGUUCACAUCAGCCAACAAGGUGUUCUUGGGAGUGCUGAAGAGAAUUAGGAAGUCUGGUCGAGACAUAACAUCACACCAUCAGGCACUGUCACUGGAUGACAUCCGCAUCCUAAGACACUCACGUGCAAUGGAUACCAGCACUCCAAGGGGACUUCUGAACAAAGUCUGGUUUGAUAUACAGGUACAUUUCGGCCGCAGAGGGAAGCAGGCCAACAGGAAUCUGAAGCCAGAUUCAUUUGUAAUCAGAAAAGACGAGAGAGGACUGAGAUACUGCACUUUAAUUUUUGGUGAUGAGACAAAAAUGUUUAAUGAGAAGGACAGAUGCUCUAUGUUUGAGAAGCCAGGCAAUGGACUCUGUCCCAUUGCUUCUCUUUUAAAGUACCUUAGCAAACUCCCAUCCAAUGCAGCUGCCCUCUACCUGCAGCCUAAGAAGGAGCUAACAGAUAAUAUGUGGUACAGUCACAUCCCCCUAGGAGUCAAUUAUCUGGGCUCAAUGUUGGCUCGCAUGUGUAAAGAAGCAGGAACAUCUGUGAUCUACACCAAUCACUGCAUCAGAAACACACCCUUUCUACAACUGUGUGACGCAGGACUGGAGGGGAGAGAGAUUAUUACUGUCACUUUGCACAGGUCUGAAAGCUCCCUCCAAAGUCACCAGACACCGUGUCUCAGGAGUCGAAGGCAGCGGAGUGAGAUAUUGCCAGAGAACUAUUCAGCUGGCCCAGCAGGUCUGCCACCAGACAAGUGGGCACCCCUAACAGAAGAUCACUCAAGCACACACAUUCUGCACCACUGCUGCAAUGGAUUCAUUAUUUUAGUUUGGAUCUCAACCAUGACGAAUUUUUUGAGGAUGUUCCAUUUCUCCAAAAUGCUUCGAAUCAGAACUAUGUCCCAGAUGCUGUGUUGCCACCUGGGGAGCCGUGGCUCCAUGGUGGCCCCUCCCGAGCAGUGCUAUCCCUGCCUUCCUGCCUGUGCCUGUGCAGUGACGUUGGGUCUGGGAUGUCUGGUCCUGGAUCUUCUGGUGAGGAGCACAUGGGAGAGAUGA